Laccaria bicolor S238N-H82 is the source of this 479-nucleotide messenger RNA. RefSeq lists its product as uncharacterized. Gene Ontology annotation, molecular function: peptidyl-prolyl cis-trans isomerase activity. The transcript is spliced from 6 exons. Lineage: Eukaryota; Fungi; Basidiomycota; Agaricomycetes; Agaricales; Hydnangiaceae. The coding region runs from base 15 to 341 and encodes 108 amino acids. The record is from RefSeq and is a predicted model, not a curated record.
UACCAAUUUACAUCAUGGGUGUCACUGUAGAAUCUAUCUCUCCCGGCGACGGUAAAACGUUCCCUAAGAAAGGUGAUAAGGUACAAAUUCACUACAUCGGUACUCUUCUGGAUGGUAGUGUGUUUGACUCGAGUCGGGAUCGAGGAUCCCCGUUCGAGACAGAAAUUGGUGUCGGUAAGGUGAUCAGGGGCUGGGACGAGGGCGUUCCCCAACUAUCACUGGGUCAAAAGGCCAUUCUCACCGCUACCCCCGACUAUGCGUAUGGUUCUCGCGGCUUCCCACCGGUGAUACCGCCAAAUUCGCCGCUCAAAUUUGAGGUUGAGCUACUGAAGAUCAACUGACUCUGCAUGACCGAUUUGUCCGCUGUGAUUCGUUGGGUGGGGCACCUCGCGUCCCGUAUGUUUUCUUGACCACAUUUGUAUUCUUCUGCAAUAGUGUAUGUUCUCUGUACUCUAGCAAAACCGCGCAUUUUCCAUCCA